Penicillium brasilianum is the source of this 1308-nucleotide messenger RNA. NCBI's taxonomy places the organism in Eukaryota, Fungi, Ascomycota, Eurotiomycetes, Eurotiales, Aspergillaceae. The record is from the annotation of a GenBank genome assembly.
AUGGCAGGGGACUCCAAGACCACCACUCCCCCUAGCGCCGGCAAAUUGCCAGCCUGCACCUUACCCUCCGACAAAGUCUUCUCGAUCCAGAUUGGCUCCGAGCUCUUUCGCCUUUCUGGAGCCUCAAUUGCCUCGGACGCGCCCUCCUAUUUCUCUCGCUUCUUCGAGGAACAAUUGCGUCUGGCCGAUGCCUCCAAUGUUCGAACCCUCUACAUUGAUCGCGACCCGGCGACCUUUAAAGACAUCGCCCGCCAUCUCCAAGGCUAUCAUGUGCAACCUCGAGAUGGCGCCCAAUUCGUGAAGCUAUUCGCCGAUGCGCAAUUCUACACCUUGCCACGGUUGAUGUCCCAAUUAUUCGAGGCAGAGAUCUUCAUGCAGAUCGGCGACCGCCACUUUCAGAUCCCUCGUGAUAUCUUCAACGGCCCUGGUGAUUCCCCGAACUUCUUUUCCCUUGGGUUUGGUGUGUUUUUCGCCUCGCCCUCCGAAGUGUUCCCCGGCCUGGACCGUGUCGGCCUGCUUCGACCCCCGGCUAUCGUGCCCCCAAGCGUUCCCAAUCGAUCUGCAGACGUGUUUGCAGAAUUGCUGCACCUUCUACGCGGGUACCCGCUGCACAUUCGAAAUGCCGACCAUCGUGCAGAGCUACUACGGGAUUGUCGCUAUUUCCACCUUCGCGGUCUCGAGCAAAAGUUGAUCCCCCACCAUAUCAGUUACAAUCCGUUCCGUCAACGCUCGGAAAUUAUCAUUCGCUUGGAAGAUGUACGACCUUCGGGUGUUCAGUUCGCUCCUGAUACCACUUCUCGAACUGGCAUCGGGUCGGUCCUGUACGCGCGUCCCUUUGUCGACGAGAAUCCAGCCGACUUGAUCUUGGAGAUUGCAGACGCCUCCACGUGGGUUAAUCGAGCCGCUCGCCGGGCCGACUUUGUUGGGUUGACCAAGUCUCGCAUGGCCAGCUUGCUCCAGGUGGUGGCUAAGAAGAUGGGACUGUCAGAUUCCAAAUUCGGUUCGAUUCCCGUCAGGGUUCGCUGGGGACAGGCUACGGACAUUGUGGUUGACGGUGAAUCGAACCCGACCUGCCCAGCGAAUUUUGCGCCCGACUUGGAGACGGAUGAUGAUUUGCCGCCAGCCAAGCGUCACCGAUCAGAUGCGUCCGAGGGAUCUUACAACGAGCCCUGCGUAGUGAGGACGGGACAAUGGCGACUACAGGUGGAACCGGACAAUCACGGUGCAUACGAGGCAGUUUUGAUCGCGGUCAAGUUGGAUGUGUGGACAAAUGCACAAGUGCGAAACCAGCAACAAAAGUUCCUCUAA